Messenger RNA from Ctenopharyngodon idella (grass carp), 3060 nucleotides. It is a transcript of the gene enox2, whose product is annotated as ecto-NOX disulfide-thiol exchanger 2. Bases 436 to 2571 code for a protein of 711 amino acids. Gene Ontology annotation, biological process: ultradian rhythm. The record is from RefSeq and is a predicted model, not a curated record. Lineage: Eukaryota; Metazoa; Chordata; Actinopteri; Cypriniformes; Xenocyprididae. Gene Ontology annotation, cellular component: plasma membrane; external side of plasma membrane. Gene Ontology annotation, molecular function: RNA binding; protein-disulfide reductase activity. The transcript has 18 exons.
UAGUGUUUACCUCCGCUCUGAGUCUGACAGCACCGAUGCUGCUCACUGGCUUUUCUAGUUACCAACUGGAGCCCAGCAUAUAUCCAGCAGUGCAUGCAUCGGAACGUCAACAUAUACCGACACAAACCCAGCAUAGUUCUCCAGACAAGCACCGGAGAUUGUCUCCAGCUUUGGACAGUGUUUAUGUUCGCGGCGGUGGGGCUGGACACUUCCUCGCUCCUAAUCUGAGGGUGCCGUCACCGGGAGAUUGAGUGUCUGGUUAACACAUGAUGUUCAAGGACUACAGAUCUGGCCGAGCGUUAGCCAAAGGCGAACCGCUCCAGCCAGGGGCAUCGCUGGUGUCCGUGAGAGGAGGGAACUAGCUCACCUUUGUAAAGGUGAAUCAUCUGUCAAACACCUACAGCUCCAUUACCACCAAAUAAAUGAUAGCCGCAGAUGGGAACGAGGCAACAUGGUCUAAAUCCGCUGCCCUUCGACCCCGCCACGAACAACGAACCAUUGCAAUUCAACAGCUCCAAUGGUCCUCUGCUUUCUGACUGUCCUCUGGAAAACGGAACAGAAAACAGCAAAAAGAGAAAGAGACCCAACCUUCCUCCAGAGGGGCUCCGAAAUAUUGCCAUGGACUCCAACUCUUUAGCGAUGCCCAUGUCGGACCCUAAUGCUUGGGCUACUGCCAUGAACAACCUCGGAAUGGCCCCCAUGGGCAUGACUGGCCAACCUAUCAUGUCAGAUUUUGACCCCAGUCUUGGCAUGAUGACUGGCAUUGCUCCAAUGAACCCCAUGAUGCCCGGCCUUGGGAUUGUGCCCCCGCCAGUUUCGCAAGACAUGCCCAUUGUGAAGGAAAUCAUCCACUGCAAGAGCUGCACACUUUUUCCGCCCAACCCCAUCCAUACUGAACGCAUCUACCCACCCAAGAUCGUAUCCAAAUCCGCUUGGCUCGCUUGUUCUUUUGAGACUCAGCACACAGAGUCACUUCAACAAGACCUGCCUCCCCCUGCCACCAGAGAGAGACCUCCCGGCUGUAAGACAGUGUUUGUCGGCGGUUUGCCAGAGAACGCAACAGAGCAGCUCAUUGUGGAGGUGUUUGAACAGUGCGGAGGUAUCAUCGCCAUCCGCAAGAGCAAGAAGAACUUCUGUCAUAUCCGUUUCGCCGAGGAGCACACAGUGGACAAGGCCCUCUUCCUGUCAGGUUAUAGGAUCAGGCUGGGAUCAAGCACAGAUAAGAAGGACACAGGCCGGCUGCAUGUAGAUUUCGCUCAGGCUCGAGAUGACCUGUACGAGUGGGAGUGCAGACAGCGCAUGCUGGCCCGGGAAGAGAGGCACCGUCGCAGGAUAGAGGAGGACCGUCUACGGCCCCCUUCACCGCCCCCCAUCGUUCAUUACUCUGAGCACGAAUGCGGCCAGUUAGGAGAAAAGCUCAAAGACGACUCCAAAUUUCCCGAGGCGGUGCGUGUCCUGCUGACCUGGGUGGAACGAGGGGAGGUAAACCGCAGAAAUGCCAACAACUUCUACUCGAUGAUCCAGUCCUCCAACAGCCACAUUCGUAGGCUAAUGAACGAGAAGGCCUCUCAUGAGAAGGAGAUGGAGGAGGCCAAGGAGAAGUUCAAGAACGCCCUUUCUGGGAUUUUAGUACAAUUUGAGCAGAUUGUGUCUGUAUUCCACGCUGCUACCAAACAAAAGGCAUGGGACCAUUUCUCCAAAGCCCAACGCAAGAACCUGGACAUGUGGCGAAAGCAAGCAGAGGAGAUCAGAAACAUCCACAAUGAAGAGCUGAUGGGAAUUCGGAGGGAGGAGGAAAUGGAGAUGUCAGAUGAUGACAUGGAGGACGCCCCAGAAAGCAAAGAUUCAGAUGAUUCAGGGCCGCUGGCUCAGGUGGAGGCUCUGAAAGAGGAGAACGACAGUCUGCGGUGUCAGCUGGAUGCCUACAGGAACGAGGUGGAGCUUUUGAAACAGGAGCAGGGUAAAGCGCAGCCCCAGCGCAGCGAGGAGGAUGCCACCCGCCAGCAGCAGCUCAGCUUCCUGCAGCAGGCUCUGCAGGGCAUGCAGAAGCAACUGCUCAAGCUUCGUGAGGAUCUGAAACAGAGAGAGAUGGAGCUGGAGAAGAACUCAGAGGAAAAACAACAGCUCGAAAGCCAGAUCCAAAGUCUAAAAGAUCGGAUUCAAGCUUUCCCCACAUCACACGCUCUGCCCCUGGAGACGGCCAAGCAGGAGGACAGAGGAAGCGAUGAAAGUGCAAAUCACGCCAGCGAGGCGGCGGCAUCGGCCGUGGUGUCCUGCAGCCAGGAGAAGGAGAGCCUGCCGGAGAAGGGUCCUCCCAGCCCAGUGAAGUCCGAGAGAGAGGCUCUGCUCGUGGGAAUCAUCUCAACGUUUCUUCACGUCCAUCCUUUUGGAGCCAGCAUUGAAUAUAUCUGCAGCUAUUUACAGCGGCUGGACACUAAGAUCAGUACCACAGAAGUGGAGACUCUUUUGGGUCGGCUGCCCUGCACCUUCAAGCAGGAGUUGACGGGUGUCGGAGCUAGUUUGGAGAAACGCUGGAAGUUCUGUGGGUUUGAGGGCAUUAAGACGGCGUAGAGACACGGGUUGAGCUUCUCGCUAGAAACAACACGGCCGAUGGACCCGAGGGGUUACAACCAAUCACCUGCCAGCUCUCCGUGUCCAUCCAUCCAGCCCCAUGGGAUUUAAAUCUCAGAAAACACUUGGAGACCUGGAGAACCUCAAGACUUUGGUGUGUGUAGUAUGUUUUAGUAUGUGUACACACGAGCACAUGUCGGAGUGUGUGUACAAACCACACAACGUGACUCUGAGCUGCUGCGGCGACAAAAAGCGCAUCGGGUAAAAAUCAGGGUCUGCUGAACCGAGGACUUGAACUGUCAACAUACAUUUUCUUUUUCUCGUUUCACCUCUAAUUUGUAAAAAAGAAAAACCUUAUAAAUAACAUGAAUAUAUUUCUUUUCUCUUCUGUAUAGGCUGCAGAAACAGUUGCAUAGAAUCUUUUGUUCACAUAUCCUGUAAAUGUUUGAAUAACUUGCUAUUUUUAAAUAAAAAAACAACAACAAAAUA